Molecule: messenger RNA, 10601 nt
Organism: Oncorhynchus keta (chum salmon)
Lineage: Eukaryota; Metazoa; Chordata; Actinopteri; Salmoniformes; Salmonidae
Product: ubiquitin carboxyl-terminal hydrolase 24-like
Exons: 57
Coding region: 371-8227 (2618 amino acids)
Biological process (GO): protein deubiquitination
Cellular component (GO): nucleus; cytosol
Molecular function (GO): protein binding; cysteine-type endopeptidase activity; cysteine-type deubiquitinase activity
Source: RefSeq, a predicted model, not a curated record
UGAUAGUUUUAUAUUAUAUUGUUUUCAGAUUGUUCGAGUGUAACGUUAGUGAGCUCGAGCUUUCCAUGCUGUUUUGCCUGUAAUCAUUUUGCAUUAGUAACACUUCGAAUCGGUGUGAAUCAUGUUAGUUUGACAAGUGUUUGCAGAGUUAGUCAACCUUACGUUAUAUGUUUUGGGCUAAAAAGGGGGAAAGAGGGCUCCUCUGGUCUUGUAAUGGGUGGGUCAGGGUGGUGACGCUCUACACAGGAAGCGUCCAGUGAACCAUCGUGACAGCCUGUGUGUGACUGUAAACAUGGCGCCGUGCACGGUUACAGGGCUGUGCUGUUUUACACCCCGUUUCUAGCUAGCCUGAGACGCACACAACCUAACUAUGGAGACAGAAGAGGAGCAACACAUGACGACCCUCCUCUGCAUGGGUUUCCCAGAUCCUGUGGCCAUACGCAAGGCGCUACGCCUGGCGAAAAACGACAUCAACGAGGCUGUGGCGCUCCUGACCAACGAAAGCCCCGGGCUUGGGUAUGGAUAUGAGCCGAUGGAGAGUGGCCCUGCCCCGGGCCCAUGCGGAGACGGGGAGACCACCGGGCGGACUGGGACUGGAGGGUUCGACCCACCCCCCGCUUACCACGAUGUGGUGGAGAGCGAGAGGAAUAAUGAUGAGAAUGGGAACUGUUCUGGGGGCAGUAUGGAGUUCCCCACCACUAACCUGUAUGAACUGGAGAGCAGAGUGUUCACUGACCACUGGUCCAUCCCCUACAAGAGAGAGGAGUCACUGGGCAAAUGUCUGGUCGCAGCCACCUGCUUAGCCAAACACGGUCUGGCAGAUGCAGAUGAGAACUGUAAGCGGUUUAUGGACCGGUGUAUGCACGAGGCCUUUAAGAAGCUCCUGACCAGUAGUGCUGUCCAUAAGUGGGGGACAGAGAUCCAUGAGGGGAUCUAUAACAUGUUGAUGUUACUGGUGGAACUGGUGGCUGAGAGGGUCAAACAGGAACCCAUACCCGUUGGGCUAAUGGGAGUACUGGCUAUGGCCUUUAACCCAGACAAUGAGUACCACUUUAAGAACCGUAUGAAGGCGUGUCAGAGGAACUGGAGCGAGGUGUUUGGAGAGGAAGCCAUGUUCGCUGUUUCGCCUAGCAACAACUACCAGAAGGAGCCUCAUGGCUGGCUGGUAGACUUGGUCAAUCUGUUUGGAGAGAUGGGAGGGUUCACUGCUAUCCAGGCUAAACUCAAUACAGAGGAGAUAGAGAUUGGGUGUGUGUCUGCUCUGGUCCAGCCUCUAGCUGUGUGUGCAGAAUACCUCAACUCCAGCCUUGUGCAGCCCAUGUUGGAUCCUGUUAUCCAUAAGAUGAUCACCUACGUUCAGAACCUGGAGGAGAAAGAUCUCAAAGACAAGAGGCUGGUGAGCAUCCCAGAGCUGCUGUCGGCCAUCAAGCUGCUGUGUAUGAGGUUCCAGACUGCCCUGGUAACUGUUGUGGACGACCUACGCCUGGACACUCUGCUACGCAUGUUGAAGACUCCUCACUUUUCCACCAAAAUGAACUCCCUCAAAGAGGUAACUAAGCUGAUCGAGGAGAGUACUGUGUCUAAGACGGUGAAGAAUGCCAUUGACACAGACAGACUGCUGGACUGGCUGGUGGAAAACUCUGUCCUCUCAAUAGCACUGGAGGGUAACAUAGACCAGGCCCAGUAUUGUGAUCGAAUAAAAGGCAUCAUUGAGUUGCUGGGCAGUAAACUGUCUCUGGACGAGCUCUCCAAGAUCUGGAUGAUACAGGCAGGACAGUCGUCCACGGUGAUUGAGAACAUCCACACCAUCAUGGCUGCUGCUGCCGUCAAGUUUAACUUCGAGCAGCUCAGCCACCUGUUUGUCCUUAUACAGAAGAGCUGGGAGGUAGAGAGUGACCGUGUGAGGCAGAAGCUGCUCAGUCUGAUUGGGAGGAUCGGUAGAGAGGCCCGCUCUGAGGCCACCACAGGGAAGGUGCUGGAGGUGCUGUGGGAGUUAGCCCACCUGCCAACCCUGCCCACCUCCCUGGUACAGCAGGCAUCUGAGGAACACCUGGCCAUCCUCACUGACGCGUACGCUGUGAAGGAGACUGUCAAACGCUGCUACAUCAUCAAAUGUAUAGAGGACAUCAAGAAGACUCAGACUGAGGAGGAGGGUAAAACCAGCGACAUUCAGACCUCAUUUCUUACUGGCUCCUGGGGCAAGAAGAAAGCCAAAGAAAACUCAUUGGCCAAAUCUUCUCAACAGGGCAGUCCCCAGGCGGUCUGGGUGGUUCCAGCUCUGCGGCAGCUCCAUGAGAUCACACGCUCCUUCAUCAAACAGACUUACCAGAAACAGGACAAGCAGAGCAUCAUCCAGGACUUGAAGAAGAACUUUGAGAUCGUCAAGCUGAUUACAGGAUCUCUGGUGGUCUGCCAUCGACUAGCGGUGUCUGCAGCUGGGAACAACGGACUCACCGGACACACACUAGUGGACGGACGAUACACCUACCAGGAGUAUCUAGAUGGCCACCUGAGGUUCCUGGCCUUCUUCCUCCAGGAGGCCAGCCUCUACCUGGUCUGGAACAGAGCCAAAGAACUAUGGGACUGCCUGGUCUCUGGACCCGAAGUCUGCGAGCUGGACAGAGAGAUGUGUUUUGAGUGGUUCACUAAGGGCCAGCAUGAUCUGGAGAGUGAUGUUCAGCAGCAGCUCUUCAAAGAGAAGAUCCUCAAACUGGAGCCCUACGAGAUUACUAUGAAUGGCUUUAAUCUGUUUAAGACCUUCUUUGAGAAUGUCAACUUGUGUGACCAUCGCUUGAAACGCCAGGGGACUCAACUGUGUGUGGAGCGGCUAGACCUGGCUGGGAUGGACUUUAUCUGGCGUAUCGCCAUGGAAACGCCUGAUGAGGAGAUCGCUAACGAGGCCAUACAGCUAAUCAUCACAUACAGCUACACCAACCUCAACCCCAAAAUGAAGAAGGAUUCUGUGUCUUUACACAAGAAGUUCAUUGCUGAUUGUUACAAACGACUGGAGGCAGCCAGUUCAGCUCUAGGAGGGCCCACGUUGACACAUGCUGUUACCAGGGCAACCAAGAUGCUGACCGCCACCACCAUGCCGACUGUAGCCACGUCUGUCCAAUCACCUUCCAGGUCCACCAAGCUGGUGAUCAUUGAGAGGCUGCUGCUAUUGGCUGAGCGUUAUGUCAUCACUAUUGAGGACCUGUACUCUGUGCCUCGUACCAUUCUACCUCACGGAGCGUCGUUCAACGGCCACCCUGUCUCUCUACAUGUCACCUAUGAGUCCACCAAAGACACCUUCACCCUGGAGGCCCACAGUAACGAGACUAUAGGCAGCAUCCGCUGGAAGAUUGCUGAGCAUCUCAACUGUCCAGUCGACAACGUUCAGAUCUUUGCCAACGACAGCGUGUUGACUAUGAACCGGGACCAGAAGCUGCUGUCCCAGCUGGGUUUCAGUGAUGAGCAGUCUCUGACAGUGAAGAGCUCUGGCACAGGGACGCCCUCUGGUGGCAGCUCAGAGUCCUCUGUCUCCGCUUCCUCCUCCAGCUCCGCUGUCUUCAACUCAGCUUAUGCUAUGGAACAGGAGAAGUCCCUUCCAGGUGUUGUCAUGGCAUUGGUGUGUAAUGUGUUUGAGAUGCUCUACCAGCUGGCUAACCUGGACGAACCACGGAUAACUCUGCGUGUACGUAAGCUGCUGCUGCUGAUCCCAACAGACCCAGAGGUUCAAGACGCUCUAGAUAACUUUGUUCCCAAAGAGUCCAGUGUCUGGAGUCACCAGAAGACAUUGUUCACCUUGGGUCAGGGGUCAGGCUCUCGGUCUCCGUCUCUGGGUUCGAAGCAACAGCACCAGCCCAGUGCUGCCUCCAUCUUGGAAUCACUCUUCAGAUCCUCUGCUCCUGGGAUGUCCACCUUCAGAGUCCUCUACAACCUGGAGGUGUUGAGUUCUAAGUUGAUGCCGACCUCAGAUGAUGAGAUGGCUAAGACCAGUGUCAAGUCUUUCUGUGAGAACUUCCUGAAAGCUGGAGGUCUCAGUUUGGUGGUGAACGUGAUGCAGCGGGACUCUAUUCCCUCCGAGGUGGACUAUGAGACCAGACAGGGAGUCUACUCCAUCUGUCUACAACUGGCCAGGUUCUUAUUGGUUGGCCAAAGUAUGCCGUCGUUGCUGGAUGAUGAUGUCAUCCGAGAGGGUGACACUCUAUCUAGUCGGCCAUUCCGUAACGCAGGGCGACCAGGGAGACAGCUAUCGCUGUGUGGAACGCCUGAGAAGAGCUCCUAUAGACAGAUGUCUCUGUCUGAACGCUCCUCCAUCAGAGUAGAGGAGAUCAUCCCUGCUGCACGCGUAGCUAUACAGACGAUGGAGGUGGGGGACUUCACCUCAACGGUGGCGUGUUUCAUGCGUCUAACCUGGGCGGCAGCCGCCGGCCGAUUGGAUCUCGUCGGCAGUCCUCAGCCAAUCAGACCUGAACACAGCUCACUCCUCCCCCUCGUGGUCCGCAGCCGUGUCAGCAGCACUGGAAGUAACUGCAGCUCCAGCAGUGAGGGCGAGGCGCCGCCCACAGCGUUGCAUGCUGGGAUAUGUGUGAAGCAGCAGAGUGUUUCUAUUAAAGACUGCAUCAUUGCUAGAGAGGCCCUGUCUCUACUGGUCACCUGCCUACAGCUACGGACACAGCAGCUAGGGUCAUUCUACAACCUCCCCUGUGUCAGCGACUUCAUCAUCGACAUCCUGCUGGGAUCAGCCAGUGGAGAGAUCCGGCACGUGGCGUGUGACCAGCUGUACACUCUGAGCCAAUCAGACACGUCUGCGUUCCCUGAGAUCAUCAAGCCCAACGUGUUCCUGCUGCGAGUCGUCCUCACCUCUCAGCUGCCCCUCUGGAGCCCCACGUCUGUCAUGAGGGGAGUCAACCAGAGGUUGCUGUCUCAGUGUACUGAAUACUUUGAACUGCGAUGUCAACUACUGGAUGACCUGACCAGUUCAGAGAUGGAGGUGUUGUCAGUGAGUGCGGCAGCCAUGUUGGAAGAUGAGAUCAGCUGGUUGGAUAACUUUGAGCCCAGCUGGAGCUCUGAGAUGGAGACUAGCGAGGCUGACAACAUCCUGCAGGCUGGACACCUCCGCCUCAUCAAAACACUACUGUCACUCUGUGGCACCGAUAAGGAACACCUGGGUCCUUCUCUGAUCCAGCAGCUGUUGGAUGACUUCCUGUUCCGAGCGUCCCGCAUCAUCCUGAACACAUCUGACCCCGCCUCUAGCUCCCCCCCCAGCCACGACUUCCACCCUAAGUGCAGCACGGCCAGCAGCAGAUUGGCAGCCUACGAGGUGCUGGUGAUGCUAGCAGACAGCUCUGUGGCCAACCUACAGCUCAUCACCAGAGAACUGCUGUCCAUGCACCACCAGUCAGACUCCUCGCUCAGUAAGGAGUUUGACUUCCUCCCGCCGGUGGACAGUCGCUCUGUGUCGGGGUUCGUAGGGUUAAAGAACGGUGGAGCCACCUGCUAUAUGAAUGCUGUGUUCCAGCAGCUGUACAUGCAGCCUGGCCUGGCUGAGGCCUUUCUGUCUAUAGAGGACGACACGGAGCAGCCAGACGAGAGUGUUUUCUGUCAGGUCCAGUCUCUGUUCGGACACCUGAUGGAGAGCAAGCUGCAGUACUACGUCCCUGAGAACUUCUGGAAGAUCUUUAAGAUGUGGAAUAAGGAGCUGUAUGUACGAGAGCAGCAGGAUGCCUAUGAGUUCUUCACUUCACUGGUGGACCAGUUGGACGAGCACCUCAAGAAAAUCGGCCGUGAGCAGAUCUUCAAGAAUACUUUCCAGGGAAUCUUCUCUGAUCAGAAGAUCUGCAAAGACUGCCCUCACCGGUAUGAGCGAGAGGAGACGUUUAUGGCGCUGAACCUGGGUGUGACCUCCUGUCAGAGUCUGGAGAUCUCAUUGGACCAGUUUGUCAGGGGGGAGGUGCUAGAAGGAACCAACGCCUACUACUGCGAAAAGUGCAAGGAGAAGCGUACCACAGUGAAGCGGACCUGCAUAAAGUCCCUGCCCAGUGUUCUCUGUAUCCAUCUGAUGCGCUUCGGCUUCGACUGGGAGAGCGGACGCUCCAUCAAAUACGACGAGCAGAUCAGGUUUCCCUGGGUGCUGAACAUGGAGCCCUACACAGUGUCUGGCAUGGCUCGUCAGGAUGGGGGAGCGGAGGGGGGAGAUUGCCGGGGCGAGGCAGGGGGCUCACCCAGGAAGAAGGUGACCAUCUCAGAGAACUACGAACUGGUGGGAGUUGUAGUCCACAGUGGACAGGCACAUGCUGGACACUACUACUCCUUCAUCAAGGACAGACGCAGUGCUAGGGGAAGGUGGUAUAAGUUUAAUGACAACGUGGUCGAGGAGUUUGAUAUGAAUGACGAGACUCUGGAGUACGAGUGCUUUGGAGGAGAGUACCGGCCUAAAGUCUACGACCAGUCUAACCCCUACCCUGACGUGCGGCGGCGGUAUUGGAACGCCUACAUGUUGUUCUACCAGAGGAUCAGUGACCAGAACUCUCCUGUUCUCCCUAAGAAGAGCAGAGUCAGUGCCAUGAGGCAAGAGGCAGAAGACCUCACACUUUCGGCACCCUCUAGCCCAGAUGUCAGUCCCCAGUCGUCCCCUCGGCCCCCCAGGGCCAACAAUGACCGUCUCUCUGUCCUGACCCGCCUCGUACGGAAGGGAGAGAAGAAAGGACUGUUUGUGGAGAAGAUGCCUGCUAGGAUCUACCAGAUGGUGAGAGAUGAGAACCUGAAGUUUAUGAAGAACAGAGAUGUGUACAACAGCGACUACUUCAACUUCACUCUGUCACUGGCCUCCGUCAACGCGACAAAGCUGAAGCACCCAGCCUACCAGGCCAUGGCCAGGGAGAGUCUCCAGUUGGCGGUCCACUUCCUGUUCCACACCUACCUCCACACCAAGAAGAAGCUGCGGGUGGACACAGAGGAAUGGAUGGCUACGGUGGAGGUGCUGCUGUCUAAAAGCAGUGAAGCCUGUCACUGGAUGGCUCAGUACCUGGUGGGACCUGAGGGACGAGAGAUCACCAAGGUGUGUCUGUUGGAGUGUGGGGUGAGGGAGGUGAGGGUCGUAGUGGCAGCCAUCUUAGAGAAAACCUUAGAGAGUGCUCUCCACUUCGCUGACUCUGGAUUGGACAGCCUGACCGAUGCGCUCCUCUCCCUAUUGGACAAAGACGUUCCUGAGAACGUCAAACACUGCAACCAAUACUUCAGCCUCUUCAGCAACUUUGCUCAGAGGGGCUCUGGUCCGUGCCAGUUGUUGUUGAAACACUCAGCGUAUCGCAGGAUGCUCAUCUUCCUCCUCGGACCCAACAGACAGAACAACCAGAAUCGGAGGUGGAGUCCAGCCCAGGCCAGAGAGUUCCUGCACCUGCACUCCACUCUGGCCCUGAUGACUCUCCACUCAGACCUCAACACACAGCACACACAUGAUCAAGGUGUCUGUAAGCUGAAUGUGAGCAGUGUCCCUGCCUCCUCCACCCUCCUCCAGCUCGACGCUGACAUCAUGGCCUCGCUCUUCACCCACGAGGGACAGCCUUACCUGCUGGAGGUGAUGUUUGCGGUGCGGGAGUUGUCCGGCCCUCUGACUGUGCUGAUAGAGAUGGUGACAUACUGCUCCUUCUGUAAUGAACCCUUCUCCCUGGGAGUACUACAGCUGCUCAAGACUCAGUUGGAGACCGCUCCGCCCCAUGAGCUGAAGAACGUGUUCCAGCUACUGCAGGAGCUGCUGGUGGUGGAGGAUCCUCUUCAGACUCAGAGACUGAAGUACGCCUUCGAGUCAGAGAAAGGUCUGCUAGCAUUGAUGCACCAGAGUAACAAUGUGGACAGCAGCCGCUGCUAUCAGUGUGUCAAGUUCCUGGUUACCCUGGCACAGAAGUGUGUUCCUGCUAAGGACUAUUUUAAAGAUCUGUCUGGUCACUGGAGCUGGGCAGUGCAAUGGCUGCAGAAAAAGAUGUCGGAACACUACUGGACUCCUCAGAGCAACGUGUCCAAUGAGACGUCAACAGCCAAAACAUUCCAGCGCACCAUCUCAGCCCAGGACACGCUGGCCUACGCCACAGCACUGCUCAACGAGAAGGAGCCAUCUGGCAGCAGCAACGGCUCUGACGGUAGUCCAGCCAACGAGAACGCCGACCGCAGCCUCCGACAGGGUUCUGAGUCUCCCAUGAUGCUUGGUGAUUCAAAGAGUGAUCUGGAGGAUGUUGACCCUUAGAUCCUCCUAUAAGACACAAUUCCUAUAAUGGCAAGACCGCACGGCUCCAUACAGCCAAUCAAAGACUGCUUUUCACCUCUGAUUGGUCAGAAUAUGGAGGGAGGGGCCCGCUACAGCCAAUCAGAACACUUAUUCUCCUGGUUGCUGGGGCAACAAAGGAUGCGUGAAUAAUCAUGUGUCUUUCUGCCACACCAGACUAAUGGAAUCAGAGCUGGAGGAGAGUUUAGAGACCUGACUAAUGGAUUACAAAGCAGUUUGUUCUCUUACUGGGAGUCUGAAAUAUCACCUAGUGGAGACUGGUGGGAGGAGCUAUAGGAGGACAGGCUUAUUGUAAUUGCUGGAAUGGAACGGAGUCAAACGUGAUUUCCAUAUGUUUGAUACCGUUCUAUAGAUUCCUUUCCAGCCAUUACAAUGAGCCGGUCCUCCUAUAGCUCCUCCCACCAGCCUCCACUGACGUCACCCUGUUGCUUAUAGUCCACUACUUUUGACCAAAGGUUCAGUGACAUAUAUAGUGCACUAUAUAUAGGCAGUAGGGUGUCUUCAGAUGCAGCCAUUAUUGUCUCACAAGGAAGGGAUGAGGUUGUUGUUUUUUUUAAGUUGUUGCUCAUAUUUGCCUACGUAACUAAAUAGACAUUGAUUAUUGUAAAGAGCUGUUCCAUAGCUGUAAUUUCAAAUGUAAGAUAUUUUAAAGUGUCCUGUGCUCCACUCUGUAGAGGUGUGUAUGUGUGAGGCUGUGGUAUAAGGUAUAACCUGCUCUGGAGGAACUCAGACACACACGUCUAACCGGGGUUUUUAAGUAUGCACUUUAUAGUCCACCCCAGUCUUUAGUGAAGUAGAGAAGCAGUGAUUAGGUCUGCUAGACCAGCUUAACCACCCUCCUCACACCUCUUCUUAUCACAUUAAACUGAGUUGUCAGUGUUUUACACACACAGACACAGCUGAUACCUCCUCCAUAGAGAACACGUGCUCCUAUGGCUGUGUCUGUUACUCCACUAACCACAGUGAUAUUUAUGGUAAUGCAGUCUAUGGAGGGUUCUAGAACACAAACGGAACCAAGCCAAGGAACCAAUCUGCGAUCUCCUCCCCGUACAGCUGAUGAACAGUGACUCACAGUGCUGGAUUAUUUUUAUUUUUUUCCCCAUUUGUUUAUCAGUUGACAUCACUGUCCUCAUGCCUUUUGCCACCACAGCUGUCCUUUGACACGGACACACACAAGACAACAGAGGGUCAACGUGCCAACCAGAGGAGAGAUCAGAAGCAAGUUUAAUUUUGGGUGCCAAUGAAAUACACUCUCCCUCUUAUAUACACAUACACAGUGUACCCUCUGUGCUUGAUCAUUACAUUAUCAUUAUUCAGGAGCUUAUUUGCAAACUGGGUUUCUCUUUGCCUUUGUUUAUCUUUGCCAUUGGGUUGCAUGACCUCUGACACCUAAAUCCCUCUUAUUGACACCAAAGUUCAAGGCUGACCACGGUACUGCAGGCAUUGUUUGCAGAAAACAGGAUCCCCAUUACAGUGAAUGGGAAUAUGGCAAUCUUCAUGUAAUAAAAAAUGGAAGACAAUCAUGGUACCAAUAAUUGCUUCUAUUACACUAGAUGUAUGUCCCUGAACCGAUUAUUUUAAAAUUGGAAAGUAGCCUGCAAUACCCUGUUCUGCCUUCAACUUGAGUCAAUGAGAGGGGGCAGCACUGAGACACCAUCUUAACGACUUCCUUGGCUUCAAAUGCACUAUUGAAUCUUCACAUAGGAAUGAAUAGUGUCAUGUGAUCGAUUGCUUUGUCCAUUCAUAUACAUAUAUAGUCAUUGCUCUGACAUCAAACAACCCCACUCUGACCACUAACCUCUUGACCUAACCCAACCCCUGGGAGAAUUCAAGUGCCUUCAUCUCCCAACUCCCCUCACCUCUCUCAUCCCUCCUCACACCUCGGGCCCUUGUCCCUCCUCUCACCCCAAUCCCAUACCUGUCCACGGAUGACUUGCUAUAAUGAACUGUGUGUGAAUGUGUGACCAUGCUGCGUAUUGUCCUGGUCUCAGAAGACUGUGUCAGAUGUCAGAGUGGUCAGGUGUGCCAGUGACACAGCACUCCUCACUCACAGUGCAGAAUGUUGUUUGACCCUCAGCAGCGCCUGUAGUCCUUCUCAACAGUACCAACUAAUCAAUAAUGUAUUUUUAUCUGCGUGAUAAGGGAGGGGUGAGGAAGGAGGGAAGGAAUGACAUGGAUCCAGGAUUUGAUUCUGUCAGUUGGUCUGCUUUGAGCAUUACUCCUGCUGAAGGCCAGUCUGCUGAGGCAGAACCCUGCAUGUUGAAUCCCAGUUUUCAUUUGUACAUCAGUUUGAUUAUGGGGAAAUUUGAUAUAAAAUAAACUGGAAUGCACAGCC